Molecule: messenger RNA, 1220 nt
Organism: Psylliodes chrysocephalus
Lineage: Eukaryota; Metazoa; Arthropoda; Insecta; Coleoptera; Chrysomelidae
Source: the annotation of a GenBank genome assembly
AGUAAAUACACCUUGGUAUGUAAGUAGGGCUGCCAUCCGUCUGCAUUCCCCGGAUUUAUCUUAGUUUGGAGGGCUUCCGGGGAGCGCCUGGGCGGGUUUUCAAAAAAGUGUCCAGUCCUCCUGAGGUCCAAGAUAUUGUGGAGAUUUAGAAGAGGCAUAUCUAACUAAGCUAGCAACUAACGUUUUUUGACCAUUUAAAAAGGUAUUACAAUUUCUGGACCUUACUGCUCCUCGGAAAAUUACAUUACGAAAACAAAAAAGUGCCGCCAUUUAAGCAGAAGUGAGGUUAAUUGGUUAAUCUGUAAUCUAAUCUAAGGCUGGAAUCAGAAAAAAAAAGAAACACUUGUAUUUGUAUUAUCGAUACUUAAUGGCCUUGAAAAGCACCAACGCACAAUAAUUCGUGUCUGAAAUCGCGUAACUAAUCUUAAAUGAAGUCAAUACUAAUAACAGGUUGCAAUAGGGGCAUAGGUUUAGGCCUUGUUAAAAGGUUAGUGAAAGACCAAAUAUCUCCAAAAUGUAUAAUGGUAACAUGUAGGAACCUUGAAAAAUCAACGGAACUACAACAAAUAGCAGCUGAACAUAAAAAUGUCCAUAUUCUUCAACUGGAUGUUGAAAAGACAGAUACUUUUGAAAAUUUUGCAAAAGAUGUUAAACAACUGGUGAAAGAUGAUGGUUUGAACGUUUUAUUCAACAAUGCUGCUUAUUCGCCAAAGGCAACAAGAAUUCAUUUCGUUAAAGCAGAACAAAUGCUGGAAACAUUUUCGAUUAACGCAGUUGGACCGUUAAUGCUAACAAAGGCUCUGCUGCCAUUACUAAAGAAGGCUGCUACUUUAAACAAAGAUCAGCCAUUAGGGAUUGACAGAUCAGCUGUAAUUAACAUGAGUUCUAUUUUAGGAUCUCUUUCCAUGAAUGAUAGCGGUGGACUUUAUCCAUAUAGGUGUUCAAAGGCUGCAUUGAACAUGAUUACCAAAUCACUUAGCAUUGAAUUGAAAGAAAUUGGUAUUCUCGUCACUGCGAUUCAUCCUGGUUGGGUCAAAACUGAUUUGGGCGGCCCUAAAGCUCCAAUAGAGGUAGACGAUUCUGUUGAUGGUAUAAUUAAUUUGUUAAAAAAUCUUUCGACUACACAUAAUGGGUUGUUAUAUUCAUGGGAAGGAAAACCAUUGGAGUGGUAAAUGGUUUUUUUUAGGAAAAGAUCUCAAAUUAUAGAAUAUACAAUAUUA